Molecule: messenger RNA, 1446 nt
Organism: Plenodomus lingam JN3
Lineage: Eukaryota; Fungi; Ascomycota; Dothideomycetes; Pleosporales; Leptosphaeriaceae
Source: RefSeq, a predicted model, not a curated record
AUGGCCAGGAAGCGCAUAAACACGUUGUCAGACUCAUCACUGACACCAUUACCAGACAAUGUCCCUUCUGCAACAGACAUAGUCGGCGCUGUAGAGCCUGUGCCGACUGGCAAGAAACGUAAAGCCACAGCCAUUGUGAAGACUCCCGCCAAACGCGCGAAGAAAGUUGUUGAAGCAGAAGUAAAAGCUGCGACCUUUGUGCCAGCCAUCGAGGACGAUGGACACGUUGAUGUUAAGGCGGCAGCAAAAAAAACGAUUACGCGCAAGAAGAAGCAUGUCAUCGAUGAGGACAGUGAUGCGAAUGUGGAAGUCAAGACCAAGGUUGCCAAACGUAAGCUCCAAGUAAUGAAGAAGUUGGAGCCACUGGCAGAGCGCACUCAAGAUACUCGGCUACGCGUCGGUGCGCAUAUCAGCGCAGCAGGUGGGGUACACAACUCUCUUAUGAAUGUGUUACAUAUUGGUGGUAACGCUUUCGCGCUCUUUUUGAAACAACAUCGCAAGUGGGAUAAUUCGGAGCUCGAUCCUAAAGUAGCACAACUCUUCAUAGAUGGGUGCAAAGAGCACAGUAUUGACCCUGCAGAGAGCUGUCUACCACAUGGUUCUUACCUCGUCAACCUCGCGCACCCAGAUCCGACGCGCAAGAAGCAAGCCUACGACUCAUUUCUCAAUGAUCUCAAGCGCUGCAACAAACUCGGAAUCAGAUUCUACAAUUUUCAUCCAGGCAAUGCCAACGCAGGCACUCGUGAAGAGGGGAUACGGAUGAUCGCACAGAACCUCAACGAAGCCCAUCGAGACCCUGAAACAGGCACUGUCAUCACUUUACUUGAAACCAUGGCAACCUUGGGCAAUACCAUUGGCGGCACAUUUGCAGAUCUCGCCAGCAUUAUCCAACUGGUUGAGGACAAGAGUCGUGUUGGAGUAUGCCUGGAUACCUGUCAUGUCUUCGCCGCAGGGUACGAUCUGCGCACCUCGGAGGCAUAUGCCGCAACCAUGGAGCAAUUCGAUGAGGUGGUUGGCCUCGAGUAUCUAAAAGCCUUCCACGUCAACGACAGCAAGGCUCCAUUGUUCAGCAAUCGAGAUUUGCAUGCUCGAAUCGGUACUGGAUACUUGGGUCUUCGGUCUUUUCAUAAUCUAGUCAAUGACACUCGGUUCCAUGGUCUACCAAUGGUUCUCGAGACCCCAAACGAAGUGAUAAACGAAAAAGGCGAAAAGGUCGAUGAUAAAGGUGUCUGGGCUCGUGAGAUCAAGUUGCUUGAGAGACUUGUCGGAAUGGAUGCUGAGAGCGAUGAGUUCAAAAAGAUGGAAGCCAGGCUGCAAGAAGAGGGCGACGCUGAACGUAAGCGAGUUGGCGAGCAAGUGGACAGGAAGAACGCCAAAGCUGCUGUGCCAAAGAGGGGUAAAGGAAAGGGCAAGAAGAGGGUUGAUAGUGAGGGAGAAGACGAUUGA